GCGGCGACGCGCCCGCCCGGCCCCCUCCCCCGGCGCCGGCCAAGUGAGGCGGUGAUGCGGGCGCUGGCGGCCUGGGCUGCGCCGAGAGCGGAGACACAGGCUCAAGAUGGCAGAUUCCCACUGAGGCUGAGGGGGCCGAGCUCGCGCGCCGCGUUCCCUUCUCCGUUGCCAUGAACCGCGGACACCCCGGCCCCGAUGGCCCCCGUGUACGAAGGUAUGGCCUCACAUGUGCAAGUUUUCUCCCCUCACACCCUUCAAUCAAGUGCCUUCUGUAGUGUGAAGAAACUAAAAGUAGAGCCAAGUUCCAACUGGGACAUGACUGGGUACGGCUCCCACAGCAAAGUGUACAGCCAGAGCAAGAACAUACCACCUUCUCAGCCAGCCUCCACAACCGUCAGCACCUCCUUGCCAAUCCCCAACCCAAGCCUACCUUACGAGCAGACCAUCAUCUUCCCAGGAAGUACUGGACACAUAGUUGUAACAUCAGCAAGUAGCACUUCUGUCACCGGGCAAGUCCUCGGUGGACCACAUAACCUAAUGCGUCGAAGCACUGUGAGCCUCCUUGACACCUACCAAAAAUGUGGACUCAAGCGCAAGAGUGAGGAGAUUGAGAACACAAGCAGCGUGCAGAUCAUUGAAGAGCAUCCACCCAUGAUUCAGAAUAAUGCCAGCGGGGCCACUGUAGCCACUGCCACCACAUCCACUGCCACCUCCAAAAACAGUGGCUCCAACAGUGAAGGGGACUAUCAGCUGGUGCAGCAUGAAGUACUGUGCUCCAUGACCAACACCUAUGAGGUUUUAGAGUUCUUGGGGCGAGGGACAUUUGGGCAAGUGGUCAAGUGCUGGAAACGGGGCACCAAUGAAAUUGUGGCCAUUAAGAUCCUCAAGAACCACCCCUCCUAUGCCCGGCAAGGCCAGAUUGAAGUGAGCAUCUUGGCCCGGCUGAGCACGGAGAGCGCUGAUGACUACAAUUUUGUGCGGGCCUAUGAGUGCUUCCAGCACAAGAACCACACGUGCUUAGUCUUUGAGAUGUUGGAGCAGAACCUUUAUGACUUUCUGAAACAGAACAAGUUUAGUCCCUUGCCCCUCAAGUAUAUUCGCCCAGUCCUCCAGCAGGUAGCCACAGCCCUGAUGAAACUCAAAAGCCUGGGUCUUAUCCAUGCUGACCUCAAACCAGAAAACAUCAUGCUGGUGGAUCCAUCCAGACAACCGUACCGAGUAAAGGUCAUUGACUUUGGUUCAGCUAGUCAUGUGUCCAAAGCUGUCUGCUCUACGUACUUGCAAUCCAGAUACUACCGGGCCCCUGAGAUCAUCCUUGGUUUGCCAUUCUGUGAGGCAAUUGACAUGUGGUCCCUUGGUUGUGUCAUUGCUGAACUGUUCCUGGGCUGGCCAUUAUACCCAGGUGCUUCUGAGUAUGAUCAGAUGAUAUACUGCGGCUCUUACUCACCUGUCCCCGCUUACUUCCAGGUGAACAUGACAACUGAUUUGGAAGGGAGUGACAUGUUAGUAGAGAAGGCAGACCGACGGGAGUUCAUUGACCUGUUAAAGAAGAUGCUGACCAUAGAUGCUGAUAAGAGAAUCACUCCCAUUGAAACUCUGAACCACCCCUUUGUCACCAUGACACAUCUGCUUGAUUUUCCCCAUAGUACUCAUGUCAAAUCUUGUUUCCAAAACAUGGAGAUUUGCAAGCGCCGGGUGAAUAUGUAUGACACAGUGAACCAGAGCAAAACACCUUUCAUCACUCACGUGGCCCCCAGCACAUCCACCAACUUGACCAUGACCUUUAACAACCAGCUGACCACUGUCCACAACCAGGCUCCCACCACCUCCAGUGCCACUCUUUCCUUAGCCAAUCCCGAAGUCUCCAUACUAAACUACCAAUCUGCACUCUACCAGCCCUCAGCGGCAUCCAUGGCCGCAGUGGCCCCGCGGAGCAUGCCCCUGCAGACGGGAACAGCCCAAAUUUGUGCCCGACCUGACCCCUUCCAGCAAGCUCUCAUCGUGUGUCCCCCUGGCUUCCAAGGCCUGCAGGCCUCUCCCUCCAAGCACGCUGGCUACUCAGUGCGGAUGGAAAAUGCUGUCCCCAUCGUCACCCAGGCUCCAGGAGCUCAGCCUCUUCAGAUCCAACCAGGCCUGCUUGCUCAGCAGGCCUGGCCAGGUGGGGCUCAACAGAUCCUACUUCCUCCAGCAUGGCAGCAGCUGACUGGCGUGGCCACCCACACAUCUGUACAGCAUGCAGCUGUGAUUCCUGAGACCAUGGCAGGCACUCAGCAACUGGCUGACUGGAGGAACACGCAUGCUCAUGGAAGUCAUUACAAUCCCAUCAUGCAGCAGCCUGCACUCUUGACUGGUCAUGUGACCCUUCCAGCUGCCCAGCCCUUAAAUGUGGGUGUGGCCCAUGUGAUGAGGCAACAACCAACCAGCACCACCUCCUCCAGGAAGAGUAAGCAGCACCAGUCAUCUGUGAGAAAUGUCUCCACCUGUGAGGUGACCUCUUCACAGGCUAUCAGCUCCCCUCAGCGAUCCAAGCGUGUCAAGGAGAACACUCCCCCACGGUGCGCCAUGGUACACAGCAGCCCAGCUUGCAGCACCUCAGUCACCUGUGGGUGGGGCGACGUGGCCUCCAGCACCACCAGGGAGCGACAGCGGCAGACGAUUGUCAUCCCCGACACCCCGAGCCCCACAGUCAGUGUCAUCACCAUCAGCAGUGACACCGAUGAAGAGGAGGAGCAGAAGCACGCCCCCACCAGCACAGUCUCCAAGCAAAGAAAAAAUGUCAUCAGCUGUGUCACAGUCCACGACUCCCCCUACUCUGACUCCUCCAGCAACACCAGCCCCUACUCGGUGCAGCAGCGCACAGGGCACAACGGCACCAACACCUUGGACACCAAGGGGGGCCCAGAGAAUCACUGCACCGGCAACCCCCGCACCAUCAUCGUACCCCCACUGAAGACCCAGGCCAGUGAAGUGUUGGUAGAAUGUGACAGCCUAGGGCCAGCAAUCAGUGCCAGUCACCAUUCGUCCUCCUUCAAGUGCAAGUCCUCCAGCACCGUGACCUCCACCAGUGGACACUCUUCAGGGAGCUCUUCAGGAGCCAUCGCCUACCGUCAGCAGCGGCCAGGCCCCCACUUCCAGCAGCAGCAGCCCCUCAAUCUCAGCCAGGCCCAGCAGCACAUGGCUGCGGACCGCACCGGGAGUCACCGUCGACAGCAAGCCUACAUCACUCCUACCAUGGCGCAAGCUCCGUACACCUUCCCGCACAACAGCCCCAGCCAUGGCACUGUUCACCCCCACCUGGCUGCGGCUGCCCACCUCCCCACCCAGCCUCACCUCUACACCUAUACAGCGCCCACAGCCCUAGGCUCCACCGGCACUGUAGCCCACCUGGUGGCAUCCCAAGGCUCAGCACGCCACACCGUGCAGCACACUGCCUAUCCGGCCAGCAUCGUCCACCAGGUCCCUGUGAGCAUGGGGCCCCGGGUCCUGCCCUCGCCCACCAUCCACCCCAGUCAGUAUCCGGCCCAGUUUGCCCACCAGACCUAUAUCAGCGCCUCGCCAGCCUCCACCGUCUACACUGGAUACCCACUGAGUCCUGCCAAGGUCAACCAAUACCCUUACAUAUAAACACUGGAGGAGGCCUGCCAGGGAGGAGGGUGGAGGAGCUCCCAGGCCGACCUGGAGAGCUGGGAUUUUUCUACUGCAGGUGCCGCACACAAACAAUGCAAAUGGGGCAGGGAGGGGGGCAGUCGGGGCACAAAUGAAACUUGAACUAGGAAGUGGGAGGACUUAGAGCGGAGAAGAGACCAUUGUAAAAGGAGGGGUAAGGAGGGGAAAUCUAUGCUUUUUAUUUUAAAAAAGAAAAAGGAAAAAAAGAAAAAGAAAAAUGUUAGUAACAAAAGAGGACAAAAAGAAAAAACACAGCUCACAACCCAUUCUGCACCAAACCGGAAGGAGAAGAGGCGCGAAGGAGCCUGGAGCAAGGGGCCCCAGCUUUUUGAAGAACUUUAUGAACUUUUUAAAGAUUAUUUUCAUAUGGCAGCAAGUGACAUUGAAGAACUUGCUGUCAGGGACACCUGAUAUGGAAGUCCAAUAGAUUUUUAAUUAAUUGAACAUAAAAAUUAGGGAUUUUCCCAGAACUCCAAAAAAGGGUCAACAUCCCUUUCAAAUAUCAGGCUAUGGCCUGAAAAGGCUCAUAUUUGGGGGUUGGUCUGGGGUUGGCAAAGCCCAGUUCUGACUUAUUUGUCAGAAAUAGCGGGGUCAGCUAAACUAAUGGAAGAUUCCCCCAGAAGAAGGGCGGGGCUCCUCUUUUGGAGCAUUCUGGGUAAAUCCCUAAGCAAUGUUAUUCCUCAGAUGUCAUUAAUUAUGUAUGUUGCAGUCUUUAGUUUUUUUCUUUUCUGAGACUUUCUUUUCUCUUUGGAUCAACCCCUAGUCGUGUAGCACAGGCUAGUGGUUGUCCUGGACACCUUAGAAGAAUGUAGCACUGCACCCUUGUUUCCUACCUUGUGUUCAACUCCAGUGAUACCAAUAGACUAGUCCUCACUAUAAUUGCACAAACAAAGUGAUUUAACAUAGGCAUGGAACCAAUGUGGUAGUCCAGGUGAUCGAGUGAGUGUGCGAGCACGUGUGGGUGUGACCGGGGCUGCCACCCUCCCCGUGUGUCCCUUGGCACCGCCGGCCGUCACAGCCCUUGCAGUCUUGAUUUUACAUCAUUCCCUCCUAGUGCCUUAACGACUGACAGACAGAGACAUGGCAAAGGGUUUACUUCCACUGGUAUUCCAAGAAACUGGUCGGGGCUGGUCGGAUGUUCUCAGCUCUUGUGUAAGCUGUUGUAAUAUUUUACUUGGGUCUUUAUGGUUUUUUCAUUGUUUUAAUGUCAUGUGGAUUGUCUUUCCUGGGCUCUUUGUGAGCAGAAGGAUUUCAGAGAAGCUCGCAUAAUGAAAAGGGGAGACUCAUGGAUCUCACGAGGGACGUGGGCGCCGUAUGGUGAGGCACACUGGUGACAGCUGGCUCUUUCGGUGAGUUUUACUUUGAGAGUGGAGAUCUAGAGAGACUCCUCACCCUGCCCUAGCUGUGCCAUGGAUGGCGCUAGGGAGUCUUAGGAAUGGCAGCUUUGCCAGGCAGCUGCCUCAGUCCCCAAGCCCACCACCUCCUUCUUAGAGCCUUACAGGGAGAGGGCAGGAGAUGUUACCUCCUCAGUCCCUCCCUCCUGCACGAAGCCUGGUAGUCUCAGACACACCCACAUCUCUCUCCACCAGCUCAGGAGCUAGGCAGGCUCCUAGUUUGGCCAGCUCUCUCCCACUGCAGACCCACUGGUAAGUCUGCUGUCACGUCUGUCCUGAAAUUAACCUAGCUCUCCCUAGACAGUUUGAUCUCUGCCUGUGAGAGAGAGAAUGAGCUGAGGGCUGGAGGGACACUAGCGGGGUGGCCAGAGAUCCAUUGCACUGAGAAAACACUGCCGUGGACAACUAAGGCUCCAAAGAAACCCACCCUGAGCCCGUGCACCUUUGCUGCAGCCUGCAGACUCUCUCCAGCCUUGAACAGUGCAGUGAGCGGGUAGGAGUUCUCUGUCCUACCAAGAAACUCUGCAGCCGUUGAUGUUAGAGACAUGUCAGGUCCAGGACGGGGUGAAUUGUUUGAUCCUGAUGUGAGUCCUAGCUGGCUUUUUAUCCACAUCAUCAGGUACAAAGAGGUCUCUGGUCAGCAGUCCAGCAUCCUCCAGUCCCCCUCCCUUUCCUCCCUCUUUAGGCCCUGAUCAAUCUACUGUGAAAGGCCCUCCUCAUGAUAGCUGUCCUCCUUCAGUAACAAAGCUUACUUAGCUUUUAGCUGUGAAGAACUCUGGAAACUUGCCCAACUUUUAAUUCUUAUAAAGUCCCUAAACUGGAUGUGUCUCAGUGUACCCUGGGCCAAAAAGAAGAUACGCUAGACUUGGGCAUGGUGUGACCCACUCCAGCCGAGGGCUCACUGGGAGUGGACUGGAUGAUGCUGGCCUGUGGUAGAGCGCUCCAUUUUUCUCUUCCUGGUCAGAAUCAUGUUAUUCCAAGAUCAGCUCUGGCUGGAAGUGAGAGAGCAGGAAAGCCAUCCAUUCGGAGAGGGAUACGGAGCAAAGCCUGCCAGGGCCUCUGCAGCAUGGAAUUCUGUCACAGGCGUCUCUAGCAGCUAGAUGGCAGCAUUUCCCAUGGGGCUGUCUCAUACUAAGUCACCAUACUAAGUCGCAGCUGACAGUGGGCCUGGCUUGCCCUGCCAUGGGCAACACCUGGAAGGCCAGCACUCUCUGGAGCUGGCCUCAGGGGAGAGCCGAGCUCGCCCUUCAUCUCCUCCUGUCUGCUUGCGCCGAAGCUUCUCCCUCUUCCACACGUCCUUCCCUUUCUCUUCCAGACCAGGAAUGAGUGUUCCUUGCUGCUCAUAAAGUUAGUAUUGUACUGACUGUUUGCGUUAUUGCCACUGUAAUUAUGAUUAUUAUCACCUUGUUGCUAUUUUAGUCAGGGUUUGAAGUAUACAUUUAUUCCAGGUAUCUUUGUGUUUUCUUCAUAAUAUUUAAAUUUAUUUUAUUCUUGCUGUGUGUAUAUGAGUAGACUGGAGGGACAUAUAGAUUAGAUGCCUGAUCUUGUCAAAGGAAAGAAAAGGAAAAAGAAAAAUAGGUAAAAUAAGAAAAGGCCCAGGAAUUAGGAAAAAUUGUUUCUAUCAGCUCUGUUCCUCAAAGAAAGACCUACCCUACCACAGAGCAGAGAUUUGGAUACACUGGCGCCUUCCCUUCUGUGGUACAAAGCCACUGUCAGUGCUGUGUCUUUUGGACCCUUUGGCAGCUUCUCUCACAUCCUCUGUGCUCUCCUCCAGGUGUGAACUACUGACGAGAUUUUAACCUGCCUCGCAUCUGACAUGUAGCAUAAAAGGCCCCUCUCUCAAAGCUUCCACUAACCCCGCCCUGUCCCUUCACUAUUCCCAUUAACAUACUUGGAGUGUGGCUUAUCUCCCUCAAUGCAGAGACAGUGGUCCCACCUGGAGGCCAUUAGGUACAGUGAGGGUAAUGGGCACAGUGUUCCUGUGAGAUAGUUCCCUCGUCUGCUCUUCCCCAGGCAAAUCGUCCCAGCUCCCAAUUCUAGGGACACGAGACAGUCUCACGGGAAGGACCUCUUCUAAAUCACUGGCAAGUGAAGGGCACAUGGCACCUUUUAGGCCACCCUGCUUCUGAGCUGUGGCUGUGCCCUGCCUGCACUGUGAUGAUAUGUGUGUGUUCACCCCACUACCAGGCAGAAACAACCAGGCCCCCAGUGAAGAAAGGAUUGGAGCAAUAGCUUCUCCAAACAGAAGACAGCCGCUCUGCAAACCUCAUCCCACAACCACCACCACCCCCCACCCCCCGCUAUGAUCUCAAGUCCCAUAUUCAGAGCUGAUGCAUCAGGAGUAACACAGAAUCCCAGCUAGUUAGCAUCCUCACUAAGUUCCCACUGAGGUGCUCAGCACUGCAUCCCUUUACAAAGAAGAUGGAAGAAAGGCUGCUGCCCUUGGGACUAUACUCUCAGGGGAAGGAGGGCCGCUUAGUCCUUACUAGACCAUGUGUCCCUGGUGCAUCCUCUGGGUUCUUCUUUAAUGAAGAUAAACUGCUCGGCAUGAGGAUGAUGAAUUCAGCUCAGGUCUGAAAUCAGUCUGUGGUACCUUGUGACCCUCAGGUCAGCAGACUGCUGCUGCUCGCUGGUGCUUCCUGGGCCCUGGCACCCAUGUCUCUGUUCGUGCGGCGGGGUGAUGUUUUAGAAAAGUGGAUAAGGAGCAGGCCAGUAGGCAAGGCUUGUGUUAGUGCCAGUUAGCCCUGUGAAAUGUUGGAUGUUUGAUGUGAUUCAGAGGGAAAGGGGCUGGGGUGGCCCAGUGUCCCUGACGGUAUUACGUUCCCCCUUCCUCGUAACAAAGUUAUUUGCAGCUGUACAAGCCAGCCUGGCUUGGUUCUCUUUGUCUAAGAACUGGAACUGAGCAGCCAGCGUAGAGCAGGUCAGGAAGGGAGGUUAACCCAGCAGACAGGAGCUCCCUGGACUGGGUCUCAGAUGUUGCAAACACUCAUUUUGAACAGUGUGUGGUGGAGGAGUGGGUUGGGUGAUGUGAGUGGAGUUUAUGUUCUUGGAAACCAGAGUGAGGUGCCUAGGAGGCUUAGGGAAGUAUUGCUGCUGGUUCAUGAUGACGAUGGUGACUGGGUUCCCACCUGCCCCUCCCUCCCCCCCCCCCAGGUUCUCAACAUCUGGCUAAGGGAGGGUAGGGUGUGGGCGUGGCUCUUGCUGGCCUGCCAAGUAGCUGCUAGGACAGAAAACAGAAAGAAGAUUGCUCUGUGCCCUCAGCUAGCAGACAGAAUUCCAUGAGGCAAGUUCUCCUUUCAUGGCCCAGCCUGAGACUGCACACGUACACACACACACACACACACACACACACACACAAACACACCACCAGCCACUGUAUCACAACACACUCCACCCCAGGUCUCACAGGCUUUGCCCCUCACUCAUGUUUUUCCCUCUUAUUUGCUUUACAAAUUUUCAGUGGAGAAGCCUAAAGAUUAAGCAAGCCUGAGAUGUCCUUACCAAAUUGGAAAGGAAAAGAAAGCUGUCCCUUUCUAUAGCCAAAGAACCCUCACAAAGACAUCUCUGGAGAUGGACAGAUGCAUUCCCUGUCCUUCCUGGGCAAUAAUGACUUCAGUGACCUUCCAUUCACCUUUCCUUUCUAUCCUGCCUUUUUGUUUUUUUCAUUGCAGUUAUUUCAAAACCACUCAUCUUCAAAGAGGAGUGGAGUAGUGGCCCUAAAUGUUGCUACUCCAAGGAACUGAUAUCCCUCUAGCACUCCUUUGUGAUUAAUUGAUCGCAUGCUACUGUGGGCAGCUAGAAAACAAGCGAGCAACCUUCUCUGAUGACCCCACACUGUAUCCCAGGCUGAGAAUGUGCAGGACGGGCUGGCCAUGGCAGUAUCCGCCCACUCGCCUUAGUCUCCACAAACAGACUCAGACAAGUCCGUCAAAGCCACUAGACAACCAAAGAUGGCAAGAUAAGGCUUAAUUGCAAAAGGAACCUCAUGAACUUUGGCACUAAGGCUCACUGUAGGAACCGCCCGAGGAAAGGUUUCCCCGAGUCUUUGGGGUAGCUCCUGAGAAGUAGCUCCAACCAAUCUCUUCCCUUCUGACUCAGAGCUGCGAGAAAAGAGAUCCUGGAGGUUCCCUGUCACAGAACCCCCAUGCUUCCUGGCUUCUAAGCUAGAACCCCUCCCUGCCCCAAUCCUUUGAGUGUCCCUCAUCACAGACCCAUCCAGGAGGACAUUAUACUAAUCGUCUCUUGCUGCACAAGAGCGGUGUCCCUCAUGGAAGGACUCACUGACAUUUGUUGAGUAUCCACACAUAGUAUGCCAAGCCCUUUCUCGGUGUCCUCUCAGAGAUCCAUCCCUGGGAAGAAGUCAACACCCACUAUGUGACAGAUAGAAAAGCUGGCCCUCUGAGGAAGUGGCAUGUGUGAAAGGGGAACACAAUGCAUCUCAGAGCCCCCAGGUUCCUGGUCCUGGUUUUCUUAAUCCGAUGCUCCCACACCCUGUAUGCCAAACACUGUGCUAAGAAUUGCUGACAAGCCGUGCAGGACCUGUGCAGAGGAGGCAUCUGGCUUGCAGACCCCGGGACCUGUCCAGGCCACCAGCUAAUAAGAAGGGAAGUCAGGGCUUGACAUUCUGUCUGCUUGGCUCUAGAGCUGAGCUCACACACCAGCCUCAGCUGCCUCCCUUGUAUAACAAGGACAGUCCUUUGCAGAAUGUCACACCCUGCCUACGGCCGUGUGACAGUGGACUUCAGCAGGUAUGUGCAAAGAGGGUUCCUGGAUUGAUUGGAUGCAGGUGAAAGAGGCAGAGUUUGACAUUAAGAAAAGUCUCUGGGAAGUUCCUAGGGAUUCCUGGAAUUCCUGUUUCUAGCAACUAGCUUUAGCCACUCAGGCUGCUGCAGCUCCCAUGAGAGUGCAGGGAAGGUGUUCUUUCUUUUAAAUAAAUACAUAAAGAUGAUUUUUUUUCUUGCUUAUAGUUAAUCUUAGGAAGGCAAUACUAAAAGUAUAUAUUUUUUUUCCAAAAUGCUAUUUUUUACUGUACUUGAUAAAUAUCAUGACAGCUCUGAUCUCUGUAAUAGGCCCACUCUUCAGCUCUGCACAGAACCGGAAGCCAGGUUCACGCCAAAUUUGUAAAUACCAUGUGGGUCUGUGUCCAGGAACUUCUGUUUUCUAUGAAGAAACAGACAAAAAAACAAAAAAACAAAACAAAAAAAAAACAAACAAAAACAAAAAAAGGGGAGGGGGUAAAGGCAAGAGGACUUUUGGGAAGAGAACAAAAUUGAAUUUUCUUGCAGGAAACGCCCUUCUCAAAGAGAAGGACAACAGCAAAAAUGGGCAGAGCAGCCGCAGGAUGGGAGGAGGAGGCGGGCCCAUGGCGGCGGGGCCAUGGCGGAGGCAGCGUUGAGAGUGCUGUGCUAGAAGCUUCGGUUCAUCUAGAAAUGCUUUAGGGCUAGGCUUUAACUUCUUCAAACUCUGUUUUGGGUGGGUUUCUUGUUUCUCUUGUAAAAAUGUCUGUACUGACUGGCUCCAGGCUUGUUUGCCUAAAUUCUUAGGUGGUUUACACAAGUUCUCAAUUCUUGUAGAACUUUAAAUCCAUUGGAAGCAAACCCAGCCAGUGUAGAGCUGAGGUCCUGGCUGGUGUCAGUAGGUGUUCUGGAACCCAGGCAGAGCACCUAACAAAGUCUUCAGAAGGUUUUAGCUAUCUUACACAAACUGUGACCCUAAUGGCAAUAAUUACCUCAAAUGUGGGCAUUCGUCCUGGCCUAGCCUUUUUUGAAAUCAUGUAGCCAGCUUGAUCUUGUGAUUUCAAAGACAAUGAAUUGUUCCCUGUGGGCUGAAAGUAAGGAUUAAUGCAUACCCUGGUCACUGUUGCCUAAAGGAAUUCUGAGAAUAGAAUUCUCAUCAUUACACCAGAAGUGAAACCAAGAAGAGAUGAGUCUGUGUGUCAUAAUCAGCAUGCUGUUCAAGUGCAGAGAGCAUGUUUCUCUAUGGUAACGUGCCCUCUGAUUUCUCCACUAUCAAGUAAAUGACACAAUUGACUGUAGAUACUCAUACAUACUUCUGGCUACAUUUUAUAGUUAAAGUAUUUUAUAGUUUACAUUUAAUCUGGUACUUUUUAAAAAGAAAAUUGUUUAUAACUGACAUCUUCAACCACAGCGAUUGACUGGCUCUUGUGUUUGAAGCUGCCUCCCCAAGGCAGGCAUGUUCCACUCAUGCUGUGCCGCAGCCUGAUGCAUGUGUUUCCCUUAUUGUUGCUUUCCAGUGAACCUGAAAGAAUGUGAAAGGAAGUCAAGAGGGAAUGGGAAAGGGCGAGUCCUGAACCUGGGCCAUCCGCAGAGUCCGGUGCCGUGUGUGCCAGAGCUUGGAGGGGCGGUGACCCUGAUCCCCGCCUCACCAACACUGUCUUGAUAUGAAUGCUUCCUUUGUGACCAGGCCACUCACCUGGCAGUAGGCGAUGCCGGCACUCAGCAGCUCUGCAGGUAUGGAUGCUGCUCCUGGGUCCGCAGUGAACCUUGGUCAGCAUUUUGAGAGGAAGAACCAUACCCCUGUGCCCAUGUUCACUGGCUGGAUUUUCUACAUGUUGCUGGUUUUAUCAGGGUUUUUUUUCUUUAAAACAAACCCCAUGUAAAAUAAUGUGUAUUUUAAUUCACCCAUUGCCUGGCUAAGAUGUGAAACUCAGUUCAGAAGAUGGCUUCAGAGCCAAAGGGCUGGGGUGGGCAGUGCAGGAUGGUCCUGGAGACUCGGUCCACAGAGGGCUUUGCAGGGAUGGAAGCAGGCUUCAGAGACAUGAGCAAGAGAAGACAGGAAAUGUCAAUGUCCCUGACAGUUUUGUAAGGUUUGGGUUGGGUUUUACUGGGGUAUUUUGUUAUGUUGUGUCUUUCAACAGGUUCUUACCAUGUAUCCCUGGCUGGUCUUGAACUCACAAUGUGAACUGGGUUUUGUUUGGUUUUGGUUUUCUCUUGUGCCACCACUGAACUGUGGAGGACCCGUGGCGACCUGUGGUGACUCCUCACCGCCCAUGUUUGCUAUGCGCUCACAGCAUGCUCUUGUGUCUGUUGAAUGUCCUUGUAGAAUGUUGUUCUCAUGCUUCUUAGUCAUAUCCUAGGCGUGUGUGUGUGUGUGUGUGUGUGUGUGUGUGAUUUGCUUUGCACUAAUAAACCAAAUGAAUUUUGUCUCAUUGUCUUUGAAGCUAACCCAUGUUUUUAAAAGUGAGAGGUAUGGAAAUGGGCUUUUCAUUAUUAUUUGAAAAGUAAAUUCACUGUAGCAUAAAAAUAAAAAGGGCUCUGCUGUCUUCUCUUUAGUUCCCUCUCAACCAAUUUCCAAAUGACUCUCCUGGCCCCAUCCCCACCUCUGGCUCCCCACCGCAGAUCCAUGCUCAGGCACUCAGGAUUACCAGAAAGCUCAGCUCUGGGAGCCAUGCCCCUGCUCGCUGCCUGCCUGCCUGCCCGCCCACCCAGCUGUUGGUCCAUGGAUUGCUCACGUUGUCAGUACUCUGGCUCAGGUUAUGAGGAAGGACGUGGAAGUUGAAAGAGACUUAACUGUGCCAUCCUCUAGCUUUCUAUGACUCUCACACACACACACACCAUGUGCCCUUCAGAGCAGAAGUCCUAUUCACACUGCCUCCAAGUCUUUUGGCUUCCUGCCCUCCACAUCCCUCUCUCUUGUGUUACUGCCCAUUUAACGCUGGCUUUCUCCCAUGGGUUACCUAGGGCACAAUCAUUUAUAGCCCCCAAAGCACCCUUCACCCCUUUAAGUGUGUAUUUUAACCAAAUGAAGUUGACAAGAAAGACAUAUGUUGGGGCUGCAGGAUUCCUAGUGUAGUAGAAGCAUUGUAUAGAUAGAGAUGUUGAUAUAUAUGUUUGUGUAUAUAUAUAUCAAGCCAAAUUUCUGAUAGAAAAGUAUAGCUUUAUGGAUGAGAAGGAAAAGGAGCCCUCUAGAGGUUGGAGCCAGCCUCGACGUGUCCAAUGAGCGAGACACACCGUGCUUCACGCGCAGCUAAGGCCCCAGGACCCGGCCCUGGCCUCACCUCUGCAAAGCUGGGGGGCCCCCGAGGGCUCUGCUGCUCUCUGUGGGUCCCCAGCAGUGAAGGCAUAGGAGAGUGAGGAGACAGAGAUCGUAAGGACUGGAAUCCUUCAUCCCUUUCUGCUCUGGCCACCUGCUUUGAGCUACAGCCUGAUUAUAUCACAUUUCCAAAAAGUAGUGCCACGAAGAUGGCGAGAGAGAUCUGUCACAAUGCUUAGCUUUCGACUGCCUGUGGCUUCAGGAUGCUCAGGACAGAAAGACACACUCCCCAAAACAAGAACAUGGAGAAGGAGACCUGGCAGUCCCCAUCCCCAAGGCCAAGGAAUGAGGCUCCUCCCCCAGGCCAUCUCACCUAGAUCUUUCUCUACCAGGUCAUCUCAGCUCAGUCUUGAUAACCUCUGGAAAGCCCUGGCCUGUCGUGUUCCUUCACUGUGUGGUUUCUGUAAUAAAGUGUUAAUCCAUGUUAACCUGUGUGGGGAUUAUUGCGUGCAACAGUAUUUUCUCGUGUACCUCUUUCUCCUCUGUGACGUGUCCCUCUUUUUUUUUUUUUUUUUUAUAAAUGUCUAAUUUGUUUGUUUUUUUUUUUUUUUAAGGACAAACCAGUGUGUCGUAGACCUCUCUGUAACCUGCUCCUUAGUCUCAUUAUAGGUAUAAGGAUGGAUAUUUUACUUGGCUUUAGAAUGUUUUUCAAGAAAACUAAUUCUUAACUGAUGAAGUUGUUGCUACUAAAAUGCUUGUUUUCAUCAUGACGUCGUGCGCUUCUAAAUUAAUCAUCAUUUUCGUUGUAGAAAAAUGGAGUGAAUUUAUAUUAGUCUUGGAAACUAAUAAUAGCAUUGUAAAUUUAUGAGAUGAUUUUAACAGAAAAAUUAUAGAAGAAUAUAGUUAUUUUAAUUGUAAUAUUACUAACUGUAGGGUGAGGCGAGGUCCUGUUGUGGUGAACUGUUAUAGCUUGUUACUCAGUUUCUUUUUGAUCAUUUUCUCGGUCUCUGAGGUGAAGCGAGUUAUUAAUUGAAUCUGUAAACUCACAUAUGCAUAUUGUAUAUGUGUAGCGAUGUGAUCACACUGUCUUGGAAUUACAUUAAACUGUUUGGAAUCACUGAA
This is a messenger RNA of Mus caroli (Ryukyu mouse), 14174 nucleotides long. Lineage: Eukaryota; Metazoa; Chordata; Mammalia; Rodentia; Muridae. The record is from RefSeq and is a predicted model, not a curated record.